AGCCACGUCACCCACCUACUUUUAAUGCUGUGAGAUUUAAGCUGUACACCGAGGAUGCAUAAACUGUAGAAUACUAUCUACUUGUGCGUUGAGAAACGAGGAAAAUAGUAACAGCUGGGACACUAGCUAGGCUACUUCUUUUUUCCACAAACUAAACUUUUUUCAAGACUUUAGGUUGAGUGGUUGAACGGACGUGCUCGACUGUGCAUAGUUUUCCAUUUGUGAAAAAAAGCUGUCGUCGUUUUGGGUCUUUGCAAAAGAAAGAAAUUGCUUAUAUUAAAUUUUGGACAUUGCACAGUGAAUUUGGACAUUUAGGCAAAGUCCAUGUUUUGUGGUAGUUAGUAGCUUGCAGCUAUUUCAGGUUACAUUUUGCAGAGAAAGCCACACAACCAAAAUGAAUAUCUUUCGUCUAUUGGGUGACGUGUCGCAUCUUGUUGCCAUCAUCAUAUUGUUUGUCAAGAUUUGGAGAUCGAGGUCCUGUGCAGGUAUUUCAGGGAAGAGCCAGGUUCUGUUUGCACUGGUUUUUACCACCAGAUACCUGGACUUGUUCACCACCUUCAUCUCUGUCUACAACACGGUUAUGAAGGUUGUGUUUCUGGUCCUGGCCUACGCAACAGUGUAUUUGAUUUACCUUCGCUUCCGGAGCAGCUACGAUUCUGAGAGCGACUCCUUCCGGGUCGAGUUCCUCCUCGUCCCUGUGGCUGGACUGUCCUUUCUGGAAAACUAUGCAUUCUCCCCACUGGAAAUCCUGUGGACGUUCUCCAUCUACCUGGAGUCGGUGGCCAUUCUGCCUCAGCUCUUCAUGAUCACCAAGACAGGAGAGGCGGAGUCCAUCACCACGCACUACCUGUUCUUCCUGGGCCUGUACCGUGCCCUCUACCUGGCCAACUGGGUGUGGCGCUACCACACGGAGGGCUUCUUCGACCAGAUCGCCGUGGUGUCCGGCGUGGUGCAGACCAUCUUCUACUGCGACUUCUUCUACCUCUACUUCACCAAGGUGCUGCGGGGCAGUGGCAAAAUGACCCUGCCCAUGCCAGUGUAAGCAGCGUUUACUCCACCUUGGCCGCCCCGCCCUCCAGAGUUUUGUUCCCAGCCCAUCCGCGGAUCCUCUGAUCAAAGCGACCCGUUUUUUCCCACUGGGUGCGAGUCCAGACUCACUGCGGUACACUACAUUCCACCUUAAGGCUUUCCACUCCACCACCUGUCGUAGAGGUACAAUAUGUGUCCGUCUUUAGGUCUUUUUGGUUGCGUUUGUCUUUAUAUGUGUGUGUGCAAACUUUGUUCCUUACUGUUAAAAUGACCAAAAAAAAUGCAUUGCCCUUCUCUCCCAUCAGGCAUUGUGAGAUUAGAUUUUUCUGCAAUCGAGUGUAGUGAAUAAAAACUGCUUCAGAGAGUCAGGGAUAUCAUGUCAUUGUCUUAUUAUUCUUGCAUAGACUGAAAUGUGGUUAGACUCGUAGGAUGGCAUUAUAGUCCUUUAGUCUUGAACAUUUCAAGGUUUAUUUGUACGCCAGCAUGACAUGGUAGGGCGUCUGUGUUUGUCACUUUUUUUUCUUUUGUUGCUUUGUAACCGUGUGUGCUGUGACAUUCCAGGUUUGCCCAUUUGUGUGUAUAUAUAUGUGCCUGUCUCUCUCUGAUCCAGUUGGUGUCUUUGUAUCCUGCCCAGCACCUGUGCUGUGCAGGGCAGAGUGUGU
Megalops cyprinoides (Indo-Pacific tarpon) is the source of this 1691-nucleotide messenger RNA. Its product is annotated as ER lumen protein-retaining receptor 3. The transcript is spliced from 5 exons. Gene Ontology annotation, cellular component: endoplasmic reticulum; cis-Golgi network; membrane. The record is from RefSeq and is a predicted model, not a curated record. Gene Ontology annotation, molecular function: ER lumen protein retrieval receptor activity. Lineage: Eukaryota; Metazoa; Chordata; Actinopteri; Elopiformes; Megalopidae. Gene Ontology annotation, biological process: endoplasmic reticulum to Golgi vesicle-mediated transport; protein retention in ER lumen. Bases 395 to 1042 code for a protein of 215 amino acids.